Messenger RNA from [Torrubiella] hemipterigena, 5145 nucleotides. NCBI's taxonomy places the organism in Eukaryota, Fungi, Ascomycota, Sordariomycetes, Hypocreales, Clavicipitaceae. The record is from the annotation of a GenBank genome assembly.
GUCACGUCUCCCACGAACAAGCGCAACGAAGUCCAUGCGUCAGCGCAGCCGCCAUGCCUCGCUCUAAAAGAGGAUACGAGACAAUAGACCGGCAGGAUGAUAUUGAAGAUGAGUCAAAUUCUCAAUAUUCGCAGUCGUCCCAGGCGCAAACACCACAGGCCAGCAAAAAAGCUAGAGUUUCGGCAGUUUCAAGCGAUAUACGACAUACGACCGCUGUGGACGAUGCCUCAAGCUUAGAUGAAGCGCUAGAUGACGACGACGGUGGGCUUGACUUCCCUCCACAGACGCAGUACGAGAUAAUGCGUGACAAUGGAUUCAAGCAUCUUGAGAAUCUUCAAGAGGACGAUGAACGAGCAACAAGACAUAUAGCACGUGAACGAUCGAAUUAUGGCGAAAACAUGAUUGCGGAGAGUGGAAUCAUCCAAAGCAUCACAUGUUACAAUUUUAUGUGCCAUGAGCGGCUCCAUGUUGAGCUUGGGCCAUUGAUUAACUUUAUCGUUGGUGAGAAUGGCAGCGGAAAGAGUGCAGUAUUGACUGCCUUAACGCUUUGCUUGGGCGGUAAAGCUAGUGAUACCAAUCGUGGAGGCAGCUUGAAGUCGUUCGUCAAAGAGGGCCGCGAACAAGGGAGUCUUGUUGUGAGAAUCAAGAAUGGUGGCCCUGGUGCGUACCAGCCACACCUCUACGGAAACUUGAUUACGGUUGAACGACAUUUCUCCAAAUCUGGUGCUAGUGGCUUCAAAGUAAAGAACGAACAGGACAAAAUUGUGUCGACGAAGAAGCAUGAGAUUGACGAGAUUUCAGAAUGGUUUGCGUUACAAAUGGGAAAUCCUUUGACAGUAUUAUCUCAGGAUAACGCUCGUCAAUUCUUGAACUCGGCAUCACCAGCUCAGAAAUACAAGUACUUUGUAUCUGGCGUUCAACUAGAGCAAUUGGACAACGACUAUAAGAUGUCUCAGGAUACGCUAGAGAGAACGCUUAUUCUGCAUAGCGAACUCGACGGAAAAGUUGCUCAUGUGAAAAAACAGAUGGAAGAUGCCCAGAGACUUGCAGAAACAGCACAGAAAAACACGAACCUUAGGGAAAAGCUGCGACACCUACGCAAUCAGCUUGCUUGGUACCAAGUCGCGGAACAAGAGCGCGCACUUGAAGCUCGAAAUGUUGAUUUGGUGAGGCGAGACGGAGAAAUAACGAGACGAGAAGCUGAAUGUGACGAUAUGACCAAAGCGCUUCAGGAAACAGAAGAAAAGCUAGAGCGUGUGAAAAGCGUGCGCGAUGCUCUUAGUUCAGAGCGUUCAAUCCUCAAAGAAAAGACUUCUGAGGUUGAGGAAGCAUACAACACUGUUAAAAAAGAGCUUGUUGAGCUUCAUCGAGAAGAACGCGAUGCACACGCACGACUGAAGACGAUGAUUGCAGAAAUUCGAUCAUGUGAAACCAAGAUAAAAGAGGAAGAGCAGCGCCUUGGAGAGUCUACCGGAGCAGCCAGAGCUGAAAAGGAGCAAGAGCUCGCUGAAGCCCGCGACCGGGAGGCACAGCUGCGAGCCGAAAUUGAUGAGGCUGCUGAACAGGUUCCUGUGUUGAGAGGAAAGGUGACGGAAGCAGAUCUGGAGCUUAAAAAUCAACAGAGGGUGAAGGAACUGAAACGAAAAGAUAUUAUUGCUGGCGAAGCACUGCUCAAACAGAUGGAACAAAGCACUGGAUCUGCUCAUGAUGGCUACGACAAGGACAUGCUUGAGCUUGUGAAAGCUGUCGGUAAAAGCAAAGACUUUGAACACCAACCCAUCGGACCUAUUGGUGCCCACAUCCGGCUUCUUGAACCAGACUGGUCUGGAAUAUUAGAAAAGACAUUUGGUGAGACAUUGAACGCCUUUGUGGUUAGAAGCAAGAAGGACCAGACAGCAUUAUCGGGCUUAAUCAGAAGGAUUGGUAUGAAAAAGCCACCUCCUAUUAAUAUCGCCUAUGGUGGGAGUCUUGAUACCAGUAGUCAGGAGCCAGACUCGAGCUUUCAGACUGUGCUUCGAGUCCUCCAGUUUGAUGAUGAAAUAGUCAGGUCUCAGCUGAUCAUAAACAGCCAAAUUGAGAAGAUUAUCUUGGUUAGUGAUCGUGUCGAGGCGGAAGGAAUUAUGAUUGAUAAUGCUGGACCUCCUCGAAAUGUUACGGCCUGCCUUUGCUUUCAUGACGGUAAGAGCAAACGCGGCCAAGGUCUGCGCAUCACCAACAGAAAUGGUACGACAAGCACGGCACCAGUCGUACCAACAAUGCAGCGCCCCCGAAUGCAGUCCGACUCCGGCCAGCAGCUGAGCAUUCAGAAAGAAAAUCUAAAUCAGCUCGGACGGGAAAUGUUGGACCUCACAAAAACAGAACGACUUGCGAAACAAAAUCUCGAGAAAUGCAAGCGUCAGCUUGAGACACAUGGCGAUGAGAACAAGAAGCUGACUGUGAAGCUUCGCCACGCUCAGGCAGACAUGGAGCGUGCUGCGGAAGAGCUUGACGCUUUUGAAGGCGCCGAUGACAGACUUGUGCUGCUCCGAUCUGAUCUUGAAAACAAACGCGUGGAGGAGGACCAGCUUGGAAGCCAAUAUGGUGAUCUGACACUAGCGAAAACUGAUUUGAACACGAAGGUGGAGAAUGCUAAAAAGGUUCUUGAAGCAUGCCGGGCAGAUGACGAGGCGUUUGAGGAGAGAGUUUCUAAGGCAAAUCUCAAAGUAAACAACUGCGAGACUCUACGGCAAAUUGCUGUCUCGAAUAAGAAUGCUGCGUUUGAAGGGUUGGACAUUGAACGAUCAGAACGACGCCGAGCAGAGGCAAAACGAGAUCAAAAGGUUCAGGAAGUGGAAGAGUUCACGGAACAAGCCACUGAGGUUGCUCCUGACCGUGUUCAUAUUCCCGAGAGCGAGACAUACGAAAGUAUCGAGCAGAAGUAUUCACGGAUCAAUGAACAGCUCAAGCAGAGAGAGAGGCGAAUCGGAGCCACAGACGAACAGAUCUUCCAGCGUGCGGAACAGGCGCGUGUCAAGUAUGAAGAGGUGGUCCAGGAAACCAAAGAUGUCGAUGAGACAAUCAUGGCGCUGAAGAAGGCAAUUUCCUACCGCCUACACCGCUGGAGAGAAUUCCAAAAGCAAAUCAGUGCACGAAUUCGGAUCCAGUUCAACUACUUGCUCAGCGAGCGUGGCUUCCGUGGCAAGAUCAACUUCGACCAUCGACAAAAGCAAGUUCUACUUCAAAUUGAGCCUGACGAAACGCGGAAGAGUAAUGUUGGACGGGAUACCAAGACAUUGUCUGGAGGUGAAAAGUCAUUUUCGUCCAUCUGUAUGCUGCUUUCAGUGUGGGAAGCCAUUGGCUCGCCAAUCAGAUGUCUUGACGAGUUCGACGUUUUCAUGGACAAUGUCAACCGAGCCAUUAGCACAGACAUGCUUGUGGACACUGCACGUCGUUCAGUUUCACGACAAUAUAUUCUCAUCACGCCUAAUGCCAUUGAAGGCCGUGCUAAGGUUGAUAAAGAUGUCAAGGUUAUUCGAUUGACCGACCCUCGUCAACGGACGUUGAUAUAAUAUAUAAACAAGGACAGAAAGAAUAGUGGCGCUGGCAAAGAAAAUGGUUACAUGGCACAGGUUAACAUUAACGAAUUGAAUCUAUUGGGUGUUUUUUUUUAAAAACUGGGAUCUACUCCAGAUAUUGUACACAGGUUUCCAGCUACUAUUUGAUGUCAAAUAUGCUGUCUAUUAUUACACAUGCCUCUCACGAAGCAAACUUUUCGUCUUGAUCUGAUUGGAUGUCGUUUAUAUGCGGACGCCUUUGCUUCGAAGAACAUUGACACCAGCGCUGAGUGUGAAGCCGACCCAUUGGGAAGCAGAGCCGACAGCUCCACCGAUGGAGUUACUCUCCUUAAUUCUGCGUGCGAGGAACUGCUUUGUUUCGAUAAACUCGGGCGAUUUGUCGUUUGUCAUGAAGAGCUCGGUUGUGCUGUAGAGGACGGAGAGCGCCGUACGUUUUGUGUACCAAGUGUAGUCGACAGCCUUGUCUCCCGCCAAGAAUAAAAUGUCGUCAGAGAGCUGCGCGAGCUCCUUUAAUGAAUGAGGCAGAUUUGUCGGCUGCGCCAUGAUGGCCAAUGCCUACAUUGGGUUGUAAUUUAGCAUGGGGAAUCCGAGGUUACAACAUCCUACACAUACCUCUUGCCACUGAUUAAUAAUCUGAGUGUUGCCGACAAGACGCUCCCAUGCCAGCAUCUCUACUUUGGCAUCUGUCGAAGUCGGCGCUGAUUCCUGGCUGAAUAGUUGCUCGCUACGGGCAGCCAGCUCCUUGCGCUGGCGAACGAGGUGAUGGUUGAUCAGGCUGAAGGCGCCAUUGGGCAUUACGCUGGCGCUGAUGUCGAGGUAGCCGGCAUCCCGGGCACCCAUACCGAGGGAUUGCUGCGAGAAGCCAUGCUCUGGGACGUGCUUAUACGCAGCGGAGAGGAUGGCCUCCUCGACGUUGUUUGCUCUGGCAGACUGAGGGUGAUCGUAGGAGUGGAAUUGUCGAGGACGGAGGACGCAUUGGCGAGGAGCAGCACAUUUACGUCGAAGCGCAGACUGGCAAGUAGAUCGGGCGGCCAUUUUGGGCAGGUUGGAAGCAAUUGGUUGGUAUGUAUAGCUCGCUGCUUAACGAAAUACGUCACAAAACCUGUCAAUGCAAGAAAGCCCAGGCGCACACAUGCACGUUAGUUCCACUGUCACGCGUUUUUUUCCCGUCGUCGCCGGCCGCCUUGGGGGUCGCAAAGGAGAGGGCCACGUGUGGGGCCGAUUCGCAGAAAGGGAGCGGAGCUACGCUGGUGCGUUUCGCCUGCAGCAGAGCAGCUACAGUGCAGAAGAGAUGUGUUUUGGUGCUGAGCGCUGUGAAAGCGUCGUUUUUAUUUCGUUUCCGUCAUGGUUGCAAAGGCAGCGAAAUGGACAGAGGAAAUCGUGUGUGUGUGGUGCGUAGGGAACUGUGCCCAGCAACAGCACCCGCCGCGAUGGAAAAUGAGGGGGGAUGUUGGGUCGUUGGAGCUGCUUAUAGCUACAAAAACUAUGAACGACCUUGGCCAGUUGGCGAGCUUCUCAAGGGACACGCCCCUCAAUUUGUGGCGACCCUUUGCAGGGCAUAUGAUACAGUGUAGUUAACCGUCUACUGGGG